AUGUGUACCGAUUUUAUGAUGUACGUGAACGAAACUGCCCAAAAUAAAAGUUUGGAUGUGGAUGUAGGCUGCGUUGAAGAAAAUUCAGUUGAUGAUUGCGUGGCCAAGAUAAAAAGUGACGAAGCUGAUCUUAUGACACUAAAGGGCGCUGACAUGUACAAAGCAGGUACUGGAUAGCAUUCUAUGGUUCGAUAUGGUGAAUAAUUUUAACGACCUUGCAUCCCAUGUAAAAACGCUCAGAACUGAGCUACCCUGACUAACCGCCCCUGCCCACGAACCCCCAGGAAAGGGAAUAUAAUGGGUACACACCGACUCAGUUUAUUCUCACGAUCGGCCACACCUUUAAAAUCCCUUUCUCUUUCAGCUUUCUUCGUGAAUUUAUUUUUUUCUUUUUUAUAGAUACGCAAACUAAUAACGAAAAAAUGCAUCAUGGAUGGCAUUCUAAUAUUUGCUUAUUAUUCAGGGAAGACGGGUAAUCUGGUGCCUAUUGUUUCCGAACAAUAUGAAUUGUCAAAAGUGCGGUAUUAUGCAGUUGCUGCGGUGAAAAGGGCUAACCGAGAUGUCAAUAUAACCACACUCAAAGGAAAGAAGUCCUGCCAUACUGGGACCCGCCCAAGAAAUGCUGGCUGGAAUAUACCUAUUGGAUUUCUUCUGAGCUCAAAAAUUAUUCCAGAAGUAGCCUGUGGAAACAUGAACCAUGAUUUAAUCUCUGCGGGAAAGUUCUUCAAUCAAAGCUGUGUUCAGGUAAGUGUUACAGUCCCCCCCCCCCCGGGGGGCGGAAGGGAGGACUCAAGGAAGUUUUAUACGGGUAGGCAACGCCCCAGCUUCCAACCCCUUUCCCUUUCAUAUACCAUUUUUACAGAAAAGGUACCCCUUCGGUAUAUACCUUCUAUUUACAAAUGGUACGCCUUUCACAUACCUAGUUUCAAGCACGGUAUUUCUCUUACCAGAAGGUUUUCUUGUCUCUGUCACAUCCAUAAAGUGCGUCUGUUAGAUCUCCCUACCUUGUUAUAUACUUUAACUAACUAGUAAUAAGCAAAGGUUACGGAGUGCGGGCGACAACGAUCGAAGGUCAAAACGCUUUGCUCCAUCGCUGUGCUUUGCGUAAGGUUCACGUAACAGAUGGUCAAAACACGCGUGAUCAGAUUACGAGUGAUAGAAGGUCCAAACACGCGUGAGCAAAGUGCGUUCUGUGCAUUCCAUUCAUUCUUAGUGGAGGUCCAAACGAAUGCUGGCUUCAUACAUGCGACGCAUGCUUAAUGAAAACCUGGAGAUUAGGAUUGCGUGCUCCUCUUGUCGUCUGCAAUGAAAUCCCUACCCCUUUGAUAUUCCUGAAGCCUAAAAAAGAAACCCCUUUCGGGCAGAACCUCUCCGCAUAGGCCAUAAUAAGAACUCAAAGAAAGCUUAUGUUUAAAGCCUCCGUUCACAUACGACAAACGAACCUGCGCCAUAGACGGAACCAUCAAACCGCAGUUACAUUACGUCUGCGAAGCAAGGUAAUGAACAACUCACGCCUUUUAAGUUAUUAAGCCCUGCGGAUGAAGUAAUGAUGCUCAGAUAUUGAUGCAAAAGACGUAGUCCACCUUUAUGCAUUCUAUUUUAGGCAGCAGUACAGAGUUAAUGUUGACUCGCCGAUUCCAUGCGAGGAAGCCCAGAUGGAGUUGACACUUGGUUUUGGCUUGUCCCAGACCAGAGCGAUUCCGCAUACCUUAUCAUGUAUCAUAAAUAACCGAAUACCCAGACUAUGAAUACGCAGGAUUUACUUAUGAAUUAAUAGAAUGGUCUCUAUGUUGAGGGAGCUGGUGCCGCGGGAUUUAACGCGUCAGGAGAUAUUCCGAGCAACCUGUGCGCACUCUGCUUAGGCACUGGGGCUGACAAAUGCUCUGCUGAUGAGGACAAAAAUGAAUAUGCUGGCCACGAGGGUGCCUUUAAGUGCAUGGUGGAUGGUAAAGGAGAUGUAGCGUUUUUUAAACACGGAACCGUAGAGAAAGCAAUCAAAAAAGGACAUUAUGGGAAUCAGACGGAUUAUGAGUACCUCUGCAGGGACGGGAGCAGAAAAGGUGAGUCCUGGCACCUGAUAUGCACAUGUUCAAACACGCUUCGCUGAGCAUGUAUCACAGAGAAGCGAAGCCUACCGCCGCUCGUUUGUUACAAAAAGCAAAGUCAUUCUAAGAACAAGAAUGUUUGCGAUAAAAAGGAAAUGUUACGCGCUGAGACUCCGGCUCAGCAACUCAGAAAAUCUCACCCUGCAAUACAAGGAGGCAUGACUUACAUUAGGAAUCAUCGUAGGCCGGCUUGGGGGGGAGGGACUCAUGGGGAGUUUAGGUAGAGGUGUGACGCUUACCGAGGCCUUCAAACCCCGACUAUUUAAGACAAAACUGUUUAUUUUGCUUUCCUGGCCAGUUUAAGACAACAGACCUGGUUUUAUGGCCCUGAUUCGUUUUGUUUUGCAUACAAAACUAAGUAAUUUUUCAAACUAACUCUAACACAUGGAAUUAGAGCUUUAGGGAAAAAUAAUUGGUAUCACAAAUGUAGACAGCUCAUCGCUAACCUUCAAACUCGUUUGAGGGCUCCCCCGGUCGAAAAACACACCCCGUCAAAGACACUAAAAUAGCAAAAUUGUACACCCUGUUUUAAGACUCCUGAAAACCACACCCUGUUAAGCAGCACAUGCCAGUUUAGGCCAAAUAAGGGAGUGCCCCCACCUCCUACGGAUCUUCGGGUCAUAUAGACAAAAGAAAAAUGUCCCCGUGGUAAAAUCUCGCACCGUUAUUAGCUGGGAACUCCCGCGAGGCAUAAGGAUAACUGAUCGCCUAUUUAAAUGACAUCUAUUUAUUUAUUAGAGAUUGGCGAACACGCAACUUGUUACACUGGAGUCAAUCCGGCCCAUGCGGUGGUGACAAGAAAAGGCAACACCAAAAUCGCCGCAAUCAUUACGAUUCUGACUGACAUGAGUGAAAUGUAUGGUGUCAAUCAGACUAACCCAAGACAGUUCCAACUCUUCAACUCCACCAAGUACAACGGCGAAGAUUUGCUCUUCAAAGAUUCUACUACUACUCUGGUUGCUAUUGCGACAGAAAAACAAACAUACCAAGGCUAUCUCGGAAACGAUUACGUCAUAGACAUCGAGGCACUAACUGAAUGUGACUUUCUAACUACCACUCAGCCUCCAACCACCAGCAUAUCUACCCAGCUUCCAAGUACCAGCAUAUCUACCAACCUCGUGCCUUAUAUAACGCUCAUACUGCUGACAGCACUGCUGGCAAUGGGGUCCGGGAAUGCAGAGCUCAACGUCACCCAGUGA
This is a messenger RNA of Porites lobata, 3304 nucleotides long. NCBI's taxonomy places the organism in Eukaryota, Metazoa, Cnidaria, Anthozoa, Scleractinia, Poritidae. The record is from the annotation of a GenBank genome assembly.